Messenger RNA from Penicillium mononematosum, 1902 nucleotides. RefSeq names its product putative glucan 1,4-alpha-glucosidase. Gene Ontology annotation, molecular function: starch binding; glucan 1,4-alpha-glucosidase activity. Gene Ontology annotation, cellular component: fungal-type vacuole. Lineage: Eukaryota; Fungi; Ascomycota; Eurotiomycetes; Eurotiales; Aspergillaceae. The transcript has 5 exons. The record is from RefSeq and is a predicted model, not a curated record. Bases 1 to 1902 code for a protein of 633 amino acids. Gene Ontology annotation, biological process: polysaccharide catabolic process.
AUGGCCCCUCGUUUUUGGACUGCGCUUUGGGCGCUUACUUUUGGCCAUGCCGUUGUGGCUGCGCCACAGAUAUUGGCUCCUCGUGCGACAGGUAGUUUGGAUACCUGGUUGGCGUCUGAGACUGUGGUGGCAAGACAGGGUAUCUUGGACAACAUCGGAUCGGCUGGUGCCCAUGCUGCCAAUGCAAAGCCGGGCGUUGUACUCGCCAGCCCGAGUACCUCCGACCCUGACUACUAUUAUACUUGGACUCGUGACUCGGCGCUGGUGUUCAAAAAUCUGGUCGACAUGUUCAGGAACGGCGACAGCGCUUUGUUGGAGGUUAUCGAAGAAUACAUCAGCUCGCAGGCCUAUAUACAGACGGUGUCAAAUCCAUCUGGAGGCCUUUCCGGCGGCGGUGGAUUGGGAGAGCCCAAGUUCAACGCCGAUGAGACAGCUUUCACUGGCUCUUGGGGUCGCCCUCAGCGUGAUGGACCAGCCUUGCGAGCCACUGCCUUGAUCUCAUUUGGCCAAUGGCUUAUUGACAAUGGGUACACCACCUAUGCGACCGACAUUGUCUGGCCUGUCGUGCGCAAUGAUCUCUCCUAUGUAUCCCAGUACUGGAAUCAGACCGGAUUUGAUCUCUGGGAAGAAGUUUCUGGCUCAUCAUUUUUCACCAUCGCGGCUCAGCACCGCGCUUUGGUGGAGGGAAGCACUUUCGCGAGCCAAGUGGGUUCCUCAUGUUCGUACUGUGACUCCCAGGCUCCACAGGUUCUGUGCUUCCUACAGUCCUUCUGGACUGGAUCUUACAUUCUGGCCAACUUUGGUGGUGGCCGCUCUGGGAAAGAUGCCAAUACCCUGCUCGGCAGCAUUCACACAUUCGACCCAGAGGCAGGAUGCGAUGACACCACAUUCCAGCCUUGCUCAGCACGAGCACUCGCAAACCACAAAGUUGUGACUGACUCGUUCCGAUCGAUCUACUCCGUUAACUCUGGUAUCGCCGCGGGUAAGGCUGUUUCUGUUGGUCGAUACCCAGAGGACUCCUACUACAAUGGUAACCCUUGGUACCUGUGCACUUUGGCUGCAGCUGAGCAGUUGUACGAUGCUAUCUACACAUGGGACCGUAUUGGUUCUUUGACCAUUACCUCUGUCUCAUUGAGCUUCUUCAAGGACCUGUACAGCUCUGCUGCGACCGGCACCUACUCCUCAUCCAGUGAUACAUACUCCUCGAUCGUGGCCGCUGUAAAGGAAUAUGCGGAUGGAUAUGUUAGCAUCGUGGAAAAAUACGCUGCAUCAAGUGGCUCCUUGUCCGAGCAAUUCUCCAAGUCAGAUGGCUCGCAGCUGUCAGCUCGUGACUUGACUUGGUCCUACGCAGCCCUACUUACUGCCAACGAGCGUCGAAAUGCCAUAGUCCCUGCACCAUGGGGUGAGACAUCUGCCAGCAGUGUCCCUGGGCAGUGCCAAUAUACUUCGGCCAUUGGUACUUACAGCAGCGCAACAAACACCGCUUGGCCUACCACUUUGACUAGUGGAUCUGGCAGUGUGACUACCACCAAGACGACUACCACUACAUCGAAGACCACCACGACAACAACAUCAUGCACCACUCCGACCGCUGUUGCAGUGACAUUCAAUGUGAUCGCUACUACUGAAUAUGGCCAGAACAUCAAACUUGCUGGAUCUAUCUCUCAACUUGGCUCGUGGUCGCCGAGCAGUGCUAUUGCAUUGAGCGCUUCCAAAUACACCACGAGAAAUCAUCUGUGGUUUGUGACUGUGACACUUCCAGUGGGUACUAGCUUCAGCUACAAGUACAUCCAGGUGGCGAGCGAUGGCACUAUCAAGUGGGAGAGUGACCCCAACCAGUCGUAUACCGUUCCUGCCACGUGUGGUACUACUGCUGUCACCAUCAGUGAUACAUGGAGGUAG